AUGUUUUCUGGUCAGAUGCAAGGUCAAGACGAGCUUAUGGGUUUUUUUGGAGAUGUGGUGGUAUUUGAUACGACGUUCAACACGAACCGCUAUGGGAUGGUCUUUGCGCCUUUGUUAGGCGUUAAUAACCAUCGGCAGACAGGGUUGUUUGGUUGUGCAUUCCUAACUAGUAAAACUACGGAUUCAUUUGUAUGGUUGUUAGAGGAAUUCAAGAAAGCCACGCCGAGUGAGCCACCCAAAAUGAUCAUCACUGAUCAAGAUGCAGCCAUGUCAAAGGCAAUUGCUGUAACUCUCCCGACAAUAUUCCAUAGAUAUUGCAUAUGGCAUAUCUUGAAUAAGAUUACAAAGAAACCCGGCAUUGAAGAAUGUUUUUCGGAAAUGAACAAAUGCAUAUGGGGUAUGGACAAGAAAGAAGAAUUUGAUAGGAAAUGGGAGGAAAUAAUCACAAACAAUGGGUUGCAAGACCAUGCGUGGCUGAGCUCAAUUCAUGCUAUGUGGGAGAAUUGGGUUCCAUCAUAUGUAAAACAUGUGUUUUCGGCUGGGAUGUCAAGUAGUCAACGGGCCAAAAGCUGUCAUUCAUUUUUCAAACAAUAUAUUAACCUGAAAAACACAUUGAUGGAAUUCAUUGUACGUUUUGAGAGAGCUUUUGCUUCACAAAGACACAAGGAGUUAAUGGCUGAUUGUGUUGAUAACAAUAAAAAACCUCCACUGCCAUUUCAAACACCAAUGCAACAUCAAAUGGGACGCAUUUACACUUGGGAAAUUAUGGAAAUGUUUGAGAGGGAAGACUUCAGAAGUUUUUUAUGCUUGUUCGAGCUUGUAGACGAAGAUGAGACGCACUGCAGAUACAAAGUGAGUGAGAGGGUAAAUCCAGGGGUGACACGGAUGAAGGAGCUUGUGCAUGAUAAAGAUGCCGAUAAAGCUUAUUGCAGCUGCAAAGGAUUUGAAUUUUGGGGUUUUGAGUUGCUGGAAAAAUCUUUUGAGGACAUUCGUGGAAAGCUUACAAGGUUGGUGUCAUCAAGAGCUCAUGUUGAAGAACCCAAUGGAAAUGUCGGAACUAGUUAUCCCCAACUCAGAAUCAAAGAUCCACAUUGA
Messenger RNA from Prunus persica (peach), 1095 nucleotides. RefSeq names its product protein FAR1-RELATED SEQUENCE 5-like. Gene Ontology annotation, biological process: regulation of DNA-templated transcription. The transcript has 2 exons. NCBI's taxonomy places the organism in Eukaryota, Viridiplantae, Streptophyta, Magnoliopsida, Rosales, Rosaceae. The coding region runs from base 1 to 1095 and encodes 364 amino acids. The record is from RefSeq and is a predicted model, not a curated record.